GGCAUCCAUGCUUAAAAAGCUUCCACAAUAACAAAACUUUAAUUUUAACUAUAUAGACACCGCUCAGAAAAGAUUUAUAUAAAAAUAUCAUCUCAGAUGUAAUAGAAUUUGAUACUGCAAGGCUGUAGAUGAAUGAUGAGCCUCACACUUUCCUGACUGACCUAAAUUUUCCCCUUAAUACCAAAAUGUCAAGGCGCUAGCAGAUUAAAACAAUAAACACAAAACAGAUUAACUGUGAAUCCCAAACAAAUUCAUAAACUGGCUGGUUACAAAGUAAUCUGAAAAUGUAUAUACCAGUGUGAAAAAUAAAUUGCAAGUCUAUAUUGCUCAUAUGACCCCAAAUGUAGUCAGAAUAUAAUGGAAUUACUUUCCUUCUGAUAAUACUCAAGUUUUGCUUCUGCAACCCAAAUGCCAUAGUCUUAAGAAAGGAAAUUAAAUGGAAUAAAAGGAUAACACAGCUAACACAAAUACUGACACUGACAGGUAACUGUAAGUGGUCCAAAUUAGUCAGGCAAAAUAAACCUACUCAUGUCAAGGCUCAGCUUAUUGUCAUUUGACAGCUCUGCAUAAAAUCUGUGCCAUAGCAAGUGAGAGUAAUCAGAGUGAUUGUGUUUGCCAAAGGGAUACAGCUAUCUGUCAAAUGUCACAAGUAAAGCAACAUCUCAGCAGUAAUGUUCCGUCCCUUUUUCUGCACUUAUAGUUUGCAUGCUUUGCCAAGCCAAAUAAGCUACAAAUAAAAUUUAUAUUAUAAAAUAAAGUAUUGUACUCCUUUGUACUCCUAACUGCACAUAACUCCCAGCUGCUCACACGUAUUAAGUAACUUUGAUUAUGACUGGAAACAUUUUUUAAUCAUACUAAUAAGCUAAUGUCACAUUUCUGUCACUAUUCUGCAACUCCUACAACUUUUUUCCUCACUGAAACUCCUUCUGCUAUCCUCUUAUUAUUAAGGUCUCCAUCGGGUUAUGUCUUACUAGUUGCUCAGUAAUGCAGCAUCCAAGUUCACAAUCUCACCUCUUCUUGUUAUAUCCACAAACAUCUUUAAUUAUUCAUAGCACUGACUGAACAGACCGUAAACCUGAAUCAUUAAUUGAGCGCAGUUUCAGUUCUGUAAAUAAAAGGGCCAUGGGGUGGCAAGCACUUAGAAAAUUGAUCUACACAUUGAUCUACACAUUAUCCUUCAGUCACUUUUCACCCCACAGUCAAACCCCUUAAUUUGCUUCGCAAUUGUCUGUAAAACAGAUGCCUGCGUGCACGCAAGUAAAUGCACGUGCAGCGUUGUCUGGUUUCAGUUCUGACUGUAACAUCAAUAUUUAAAUAUCACAAAUGCAACAAAUUUUAAAAAUGUAUUUAUUUUGGGGUGCACGUUAUGCUGCUUGCAGUCCCUAUUUUUUAUGUUAAAAAGUGGUUGCCCUCACAAAGGCCAAGAAUUGGUUGCCAAUUUCUCAAAAUGGUUGCCAAUGGCAACCUGCCUAAACUUCAGUAUGGUACAUAAAUAACCUAGUGGUUUUGUUAAAAGGGUUGGUUCAUCCAAAUUACAAAAGAAAACGUUGUUUUCACUCUUGUGGCAUCUACUGUAGCCAUGCUGAACAUUUUGGCUUUAGUCGUCCAUUUUUUGAGAUAUUGUAUCUGUCUUCACCCAGGUACAAUGGAAGUGAAUAGAGUUCAUUCAGAGUGUUCACAGCAUUAAGAAGAUGUCAUCUCUUUGUAAAGUUUCCCCAUUGCUCUGGAUAAUCCAGACCUCAGUGUGAACCAUUUUCACAUGGAUUAUUUCUUCAAGAAAAAGUAGUUCCAAUUAUACUGUGCUUCUCAGUGCAUUCUUAUUUAGCAUCCAUUGGAGAUGGGCAUAGCAUUAGCUUCUGACAGCAGAAACCCCAGAGAUGGAUAUCUCCAGACCUUGGCAAAUAACACCAAGCUAUCUCCAUGGCUAAAUACUUCUAGAGCGGCAACAGCCUGUCACGUCCCCCCUCUCUCAGUCUGCCCAGCCCUCCCCACUGCCUAAACCAGUGCCUACUACCCACCAUGUGCCCUGCAUCCCCCAUACGCCUCAUGUAGCGGCCCUGGCCACCUGUCCUGGUCGAGGCAAGAUUGCCAAAUUCCUCAGCCCUGAGGAAAUGACAUCAAGGGACUACUACUUCGACUCUUAUGCCCACUUUGGCAUCCAUGAGGAGAUGCUGAAAGAUGAGGUGCGGACGCUGACCUACCGGAACGCCAUGUACCACAACAAGCAUGUGUUCAAAGAUAAAAUCGUCCUGGAUGUUGGUAGCGGCACGGGGAUCCUCUCUAUGUUUGCUGCUAAUGCCGGUGCCAAGCACGUGUAUGGGAUUGAAUGUUCAAGUAUAUCUGAAUAUUCAGAGAAGAUCAUCAAGUCAAAUCACCUACACAAUGUCAUUACCAUCUUCAAGGGCAAGGUGGAGGAGGUGGAGCUGCCUGUGGAGAAAGUGGACAUUAUCAUCUCAGAGUGGAUGGGCUAUUGCCUCUUCUACGAGUCCAUGCUAAACACCGUCAUCUUCGCCAGGGACAAGUGGCUGAAACCUGGAGGCCUGAUGUUCCCUGACAGAGCAGCGCUCUAUGUGGUAGCCAUUGAAGACAGGCAGUACAAGGACUUCAAGAUUCAUUGGUGGGAAAACGUGUAUGGGUUCGACAUGAGCUGCAUUCGCAACGUGGCCAUCAAAGAACCUCUGGUGGAUGUGGUAGAUCCCAAGCAGGUGGUGACUAACACCUGCCUCCUAAAGGAAGUGGACAUCUACACCGUGAAGCCAGAGGACCUGUCCUUCACCUCAGCCUUCUGUCUGCAGAUCCAGCGCAAUGAUUACGUCCACGCCCUGGUCACCUAUUUCAACAUCGAGUUCACCAAGUGUCACAAAAAGACUGGCUUCUCCACUGCUCCAGAUGCUGCCAGCACACACUGGAAACAAACAGUGUUUUACCUAGAGGACUACUUAACUGUCAAGAAGGGAGAGGAGAUUUUUGGCAGUAUUGCUGUCAGGCCCAAUGAGAAGAACGUGCGUGACCUGGAGUUCACCCUGGAGCUAGACUUUAAAGGACAACUAUGUGAGGCCGCCAUUUCCCACGACUAUAAAAUGCGUUAGGAACAACAACAACCAACCAACUACCCUCAGUCCUUCGGGACCCACUUGGAGAGGAGGGGGAGGGCACAGGCUCUCCGACAAGCAUUCCAGUUGGCGAGCGAGGGCGACCAGACGCAUCUGAUUGGAUGCCAUCAUGCCAGCACCUAAGCGAUGUCAUCAGAAUAGGCAAGUAUCUAUCAGCAAUAGUGCCAUCACCUGUACCAACUUGAUCGACUCGGGCACGUCGUUGAAUGUAACAUCCUAAACGAACUUGAUUUCUUUUCUCUCUCACUAGUUUCUGGAAAUGUUAUUAUGAGUAUUAAAUGAAAAGCAUUUGAGUCUUUAUAUUGUUAGUGCAGCUAAUUGAAAAGCAUUGAUCUGCGUGAUGUUAAGAGGGUUACAGCACAGUCAUUAUCUGUUUUUCCUUUUGUCAUUUAAGAUUUAUUAUGCACUGUAUAAUUGUAUAGAGGGUACAGUAAUCAAUUGUGUUUUAUUUUAUUAUUUAUUAUUUGCAUGUGAACGUUUUUUGCUUUAUUGAUUUCAGAAAGAUGUGAAAUGUAAUGUAUUUCUUUAAUUGAGGAUAUUUCAGAACAACUGUACUUUGGUGCCAGAAUAAAACAGAACAAUGCCUCAGAACAGUAACAAACACAUGCAAUAUGUCAUGUACCACUUUGUUUUGGAGAUCAGACAAACAAUGAAUAUGAAAAAAGAUGAACACGAUGAUGAAUAAAAUGUUAAAGAAUCAA
Messenger RNA from Siniperca chuatsi (mandarin fish), 3814 nucleotides. It is a transcript of the gene prmt8b, whose product is annotated as protein arginine methyltransferase 8b. Gene Ontology annotation, cellular component: plasma membrane. Gene Ontology annotation, biological process: peptidyl-arginine methylation. Gene Ontology annotation, molecular function: protein-arginine N-methyltransferase activity. The record is from RefSeq and is a predicted model, not a curated record. NCBI's taxonomy places the organism in Eukaryota, Metazoa, Chordata, Actinopteri, Centrarchiformes, Sinipercidae. Bases 2112 to 3089 code for a protein of 325 amino acids. The transcript has 10 exons.